CGAAGCUUUAAAAAGAGAGAUUAAACAACAGGUUACUUCCGGAACGUCAUGUACCCUGUGAUAUGAAAAGGACUCCUAAAUAAGUAUUAUAGGCAUAAUUCACCGUAUCAAUAUGUUGCAAGGCUGAAUUGAAAACAGUGUAGAUCAGCAAUUUUAUUACAAAAAAGUGCAAUGCAAGCUAUUGCGUCAUCUAUGCGAAAUUUGGCAAGGCCGUUUUUGAAGGUGCUAAACUUUCCUAAUACAACACUUCCUGUGGAGCAACAACCAUUUCAGACAGCUCAGGUGCGAACCAGAUAUGUUGAUUGGAAAAUGCGGAGGGAUGCUAAACGGCGAGAUCUUGUUAAGGAAUAUGGAGCAGAAAGACUGAGAUACAAUGCCCUAAAACGAAAUACGAUCUUACCAUCAAAGAUACGGGAAAAAGCUGCAGAAGACAUAAAGACACUUCCAUUAAAUAGCUCUAUUUCUCAUGUACAUAAGCGAUGCAUCAUAACAUCUCGACCGCGUGGAAAUCUGAGGAGGUUCCGAAUGAGUAGGAUUGUAUGGAGAAAACUGGCCGACUAUAACAAAUUAUCAGGUGUGACUCGAUCAUCCUGGUAAAAUCUUGUGUUUCUUGUUCAAGGAAUAAACCUCUUAAUCAUCCAACAAACUGUGAAAGAAAAAGAUUUAAAGAUAUCAAAAAGCAUAUUUGGUACGUUUUCAUUCUCCACAGAAAUCUGGCUUUAGAGUUUUUUUUGUUUUAUUUAAGGAUAUUUUUAUUACCUUUAAAAGUUUUUUAGGUUUUCAGCUUACAGCAUUUACCAGAAGUUUCAGAUAUAGAUUGUUAUGAGGAAAUUUAUGAACAAGAAUGUUGAUUGAAUUGGUAGUUUUUUGUGUUUGAAUCAGUUUUGGAAUGUAUUUGUAUAUCUGCUAGAAUUGUGAGUUUAACUGUUAUGUGGAAUUGUUUGUGAGUGAAAGUGUAUGUUUAAUUGAAUAAAUAAUAUUGAUCGGAA
Pecten maximus is the source of this 989-nucleotide messenger RNA. RefSeq names its product 28S ribosomal protein S14, mitochondrial-like. Gene Ontology annotation, cellular component: ribosome; mitochondrial small ribosomal subunit. Bases 172 to 597 code for a protein of 141 amino acids. The transcript has 3 exons. Gene Ontology annotation, biological process: translation. NCBI's taxonomy places the organism in Eukaryota, Metazoa, Mollusca, Bivalvia, Pectinida, Pectinidae. Gene Ontology annotation, molecular function: structural constituent of ribosome. The record is from RefSeq and is a predicted model, not a curated record.